This is a messenger RNA of Hydra vulgaris (swiftwater hydra), 417 nucleotides long. Its product is annotated as small ribosomal subunit protein uS14. Gene Ontology annotation, molecular function: structural constituent of ribosome. NCBI's taxonomy places the organism in Eukaryota, Metazoa, Cnidaria, Hydrozoa, Anthoathecata, Hydridae. Gene Ontology annotation, biological process: translation. Gene Ontology annotation, cellular component: mitochondrial small ribosomal subunit; ribosome. The record is from RefSeq and is a predicted model, not a curated record.
AUGCUUAGUUCAUUGGCACAGCGACUUCUUUUACCGUCUGUAAUUCUCAAAGAAGUUUUGAAUCGGACUUUUAGUUCAUCCACAAUGUUGCAAAAGUACUACGUGCAAAAAAACUAUUUAAAGAGAUGGGCUCGCCGAGACAUGAAAAGAAGAGAACUUUUUAAAGAAUUCGAAUUUGAAAGAAGCAGUCUCCGCGCCAUUGCCAAGUCAGAUAUUUUGCCUGCAUCUGUGAAAAUGCGAGCUUCCGAAGACCUGGCGAAUUUACCUCGCGAUAGUUCUAUAACUCGCAUUCGACAUCGGUGUACUUUAACAGAUAGAGCGCGAGGAGUUGUCAUUAAAUACAGAAUAUCUAGAAUAAAGUUUAGAGACUACGCAGAUAAAGGUCUUAUAUCCGGUUACACCAGGUCAUCGUGGUAG